UUCACUUCAACACUUCCAAGUUCCAACCACCUCAGUUCCCACUUCGGUCUUGAGUCUUCGGUAGCACUUCUUCACUUCAAACUGCAAAUUGCAAAACGACAUCCAAACCCACUCAACAAGAACCACUUCCAAAACGACAUGUCGUCUCACCAAACCACCACUGACUCCGAGCUCGUCUGUGUCACCGGUGCAAACGGCUUCAUCGGUUCCUGGCUAGUCCACACCCUCCUCCACCACCACCCACGCUACACCGUCAACGCCACCGUCUUCCCCGGUUCCGAUUACUCCCACCUCCUCACCCUCCACCCUGACGCCAAUUCCCGCAUCAAAAUCUUCCCCGCCGACAUCCUCGACGCCGCUGCCAUAUCCGCCGCAAUCUCCGGCUGCUCCGGCGUCUUCCACGUCGCCUCCCCCUGCACUCUCGACGACCCCGCAGACCCGGAGAAUUCCCUCCUCAGGCCUGCCGUCCAAGGAACCCUAAACGUCCUCGAGGCCGCGAAGCGAACAAACGCGCGGCGCGUUGUCCUCACGUCCUCAAUAUCCGCCAUGGUUCCGAACCCUAAUUGGCCUCCAAACAAACCUUUCGACGAGGAUUCCUGGACGGACGUUGAAUUCUGCAAGAAGAGGGGGAAGUGGUACCCAGUGUCGAAGACAGCGGCGGAGAAGGCGGCGUGGGAGUUAAUGGAAAAGAACGGCGGCGCUGACGUGGUGGCAGUGCUUCCGUCGACGUGUCUUGGGGAACUGCUGCAGAAGGAGCUGAAUGCAAGCUCGGCGGUCCUGCAGAGGCUGAUGACGGGGUCGAGGGACACGCAGGAACAUUACUGGUUGGGUGCAGUGCACGUGAGGGACGUUGCUAGGGCUCAGGUUUUGAUCUAUGAGACUCCUUCUGCUGCUGCUAGAUACUUGUGUACCAAUGGUAUCUACCAGUUCUCUAGCUUUGCAAAGAUUCUCUCUGAGUUGUACCCUGAUUUUCCUAUCUACAGGUUCCCUGAAGAAACUCAACCUGGCUUGACACCAUAUAAAGAUGCAGCAAAGAGACUAAUAGAUUUGGGUUUUGUGUUUACCCCAGUUGAAGAUGCUGUGCGAGAAGCAGUGGAGAGCCUCAUAGCUAAAGGUUUCUUGCAGAGAAUACCCUCACAAAAUUAAUAUUAUUAUUUAUAUUUAAUUUAGAUUUUACCUAAAGAUGAAGUAAUAGCCAUUGCUUUAUUUAUUAUGACAGAAGUUAAAACUUGGAAGAAAUAAUGAUUGUAUAUAUUCUAACAUUGCCUAAUAGAUUAAUCUUAAUUUACUUUUUUGACA
Messenger RNA from Arachis stenosperma, 1299 nucleotides. RefSeq names its product cinnamoyl-CoA reductase 1. Gene Ontology annotation, molecular function: oxidoreductase activity, acting on the CH-OH group of donors, NAD or NADP as acceptor. The transcript has 2 exons. The record is from RefSeq and is a predicted model, not a curated record. NCBI's taxonomy places the organism in Eukaryota, Viridiplantae, Streptophyta, Magnoliopsida, Fabales, Fabaceae. Bases 139 to 1146 code for a protein of 335 amino acids.